AUUUCUAUGUAAAUUUUUUAUAAGGAAAUUAAACAUAAUGGUUAUCUUAAUUAAAUAUUUGUUAAUUCGGUUAGAAAAUCACUCAAAAGAGAUUACGAUGCAAAAUUCGUAAAGCACAGUGCAUCCUUAGCGAUUGAUACCACUGAAGUUAGUCGCUACGCUUUCCUAUUUGAUGGUGCGAUGACUACUGAUGUGUGAAUCUCCGUGAUGCUUUUCUCCUAAAUCUAACAACAACAGACGUUAUGCUCAUAUUCUCUGACUUGAAUUAUUGAGAAUAUUGGAAUACUGAACUUUGGAUUAACCCUGUUUAUAUGUUUUACAUCAUACGAACAAUGUCAGCGGGAACUCAGGUUUGUUUUGGCUUAAUGUGUGUGUUAAUUGCCUUCCUGUAUCAAUGGUACCCCAGUAGCAACUACUCUUCAAUUGUAACUGAUCAAAUACUUGACGAAUACGAUUUUAUCGUUGUCGGAGGCGGGUCAGCUGGUUCUGUCCUAGCGUCGAGACUAUCCGAAGAUAGUGACAAAACGGUUUUAUUGCUAGAGGCAGGCGAACAUUUCAACGCCAGUCCACUGACACAUAUUCCAUUGGCAUGGGGUCCCCUAGAACAUACUGAAUUCGACUGGGAGUUUUACACUGAAAAACAGACACAGUGUUUUAAAGGUAUGAAAGACAACAAAGGAUACUGGCCACGUGGUCGUGUCCUGGGAGGAUCGGGUAUUCUCAACGGUAUGCAAUAUACACGAGGCAGUAAAUUUGACUACGAUGAAUGGGCGGCGGAUGGGUGUGAUGGAUGGAGCUAUAAAGACGUUUUGCCUUACUUUCUGAAAUCAGAAGAUAUCCAGAUAGAUGACCUUAAAUCCUCUCCGCAUCAUAGCAGCGGAGGACCACUUGCAGUGUCGUACAGUCCACCGACUGAUUUAACAAACCUUUUCAUGAAAGCUGGACAAGAACUUGGUUAUGAAAUAACAGAUUAUAAUGGAAAAGAUCAAGAGGGAUUUAGUGUCGUUCAAAGUAAUGUUCGCAAUGGCGUUCGUAGUAGUACAUGUCUGGAAUAUCUUGGUAAAAUUGGCAACAGGGAUAACUUACAUGUCACAGUUAAAACCGUUGUCUCAAAAGUUGACAUUAAAAAUGGCAGGGCUGUUGGCGUAUUCUACAUUCGAGACAACAAGAAAUUUUAUGUGAAAGCAAAGAAGGAAGUAAUAUUGUCUGCAGGAGCUGUCAACUCUCCGCAGUUGCUAAUGUUGUCUGGAAUUGGUCCAAAGGAUCAUUUGGACGAAAUGGGAAUAUCUGUUAUCAAGGACUUGCCAGUUGGGAAAUACUUGAAAGAUCAUCAACUUGUUGUCUUACCUAGUGUAAUAAACAAGCCGUAUGGGUUUACUAAAAAUCAACUGUUGAGUCAGUGGACUAGGUUUCAAUAUGACUGGUUUAAAAGCGGCCCUCUGGCCAACACUGGUCUCGAUGGAUCUGCAUUCCUACACCUUGAUAAAUCUAAACGAGGGAAAACAUAUCCAGAUAUUCAGAUUAUUUUUUUCAAUUUUCCAUUCGCUGACAACAUUUUUGAUUUCAAAGAUGAAAUAGCCAAUGAGUAUCUUGUUCAAGAUGGAUCUCUUCAUGGAUUUAGUACAGACAUUUGCAUAACACAUCCAGUCAGUACUGGUACGCUGAAACUUCGAAGCACAGAUCCUUUCGAUCCCCCAGCUAUUGAUCCGCAGUACUUUUCAGACAAAAGAGAUGUUGAAACAAUGAUAGGUGGAAUUCGAAUCUGGGAGAAACUCACCGAAACGGAAACAUUCAAAGAUCUUGGGGUGAACAUAAACCAAUUAAAGCUCUCAUUUUGCUCUCAAUUUGAGUUUCGUUCUGAUGAAUACUGGGAAUGUUUCAUCCGACAUGUUUCGGCAACAGAAUACCACCAUGCGUGUACGUGCAGAAUGGGCGGAGAAAAUGACCCGCUAGCAGUAGUUGAUCCACAGCUGCGUGUAAAAGGAAUUAAAGGUCUUAGAGUUGUUGAUGCAUCUGUGUUACAUAAUAUUACAUCUGGAAAUACGAACGCCCCAACUAUCAUGAUCGCAGAGAAAGCGGCCGAUAUGAUAAGAGGAAAAGAUACAGUCUCUAAAUAUAGAAAAACUUUUUAGCAUAAAGUGGUUCCUGUAUCGCAUAACCUGUGUAAGAAAAUGGAAUUUAUUUAAUUUGAAAUGCCUUAAUCUUUCUUUAUCAUGAUAUAUGUCUGAAAACGAAAUUGAAAGCAGUUACAUGGUUUUAUUCGUUGUCUGAUCAAACUUGCGUCGUUUGAAUCCAUGAACAAAAUGUAUACAUGAAUUCAAAAUAUAUAUCUUAAAACGGUUUAGUGCGGAUAGUAUUUAUGUUUUAAAAUAAUUCCAAUAUCCAGUGACUGUACAUAAAGCAUUUUAAACGGAAUAUUCUCGGAGAAUUUCGUCAACAUACUACUUUAAAUUUAUGAUUGUUUACUCUCAGCAUGAUUGUGAAUCAUUCAGUUGGUUAAUAAGGAAAAAUGUAUCUACAUCAGUUUUAAUAAGUGCGUAUUUCAUUUAUGUCCUUCAAUAAAACCAUUUUUUGGAGUUCAGAUGCGAAGGAAUUGUAGCAUAACAAUACGAAUCUGAACGACAGAUAAUGAUAAUUUAACUGACUUUACCCAUUUUAGUUUUGUUUUAAAUGUUUGUUUUUUUUUUUAGUUUAAAAAUCAUUUAGAAUUAUUUAAGGUUAAACAAAACUCUCCUAAAAGAAAUGAGAAAUUUAUUUGUUACUUUGAUAUAUUUUUUUAAUAUCAUAUAAUAACAUAACACCACACAGAGCAAAAUGUCAUUAUCAUAUAAAACGUUUUACAUGAUUUUCAUUUGGGAAUAAUGUAAUAAUUGCGAAAUCUGAUUAUUUAUAUAAUAAUCACAUGAAAAUAUCUUGAACUUCCCUGUAAUUAUUACAUGAUUAAUACAAUGGGUGUAUCCUUUCAUGUAAAUCUUAUGCAUACGUUUACAUGAGAAUAGUGCUAGGUAACUUCUAUGUGAUUUUUGUGUGAAGAUUUUUUGUAUGAUUAUUCUUUGUGGAGCCUUUUCAUAAUGUAAAUGAUACCCAUGUUAUCAUACCUACUUAAACCUAUAUUUCAGUGCAGAGUUUCAUUAAAAAGAGCAGAAAAAAUAAUAGAAUCAUCAAUUUUAACACGUAAAUAUGAUAGAUAAAGUAAUAAAAUUAUAAACGUUUUUCACUGGUUUAUAAUUUAGGAGGUAGUGUCACAUUCAUAUGAAUAUACUUGAACUUACUGACGUCUUUUGGAGUGCUUUAUCUCACCAAAGACAAGUAAAAAUGUUUUUUACGAAUGUAGAAAAAGUGAUUAAAAUAAAUUAGAUUUUAGGAUUGUUUUAUUUCCGCACCAAGGUAGGCAUUAAUCCUUAAUACCCUUGGAAGAAGACCACUUAAUAGUUUAGUGAGCAGUCAGCUUAUUAUGUGCUUUUUAUCACAUUAUAUUUAGUUUGAAACAUAAUGUUUGAUUUUAACCGCGUUGAUAGUUCCCCUUGUUAUUUUAGGUCAGACAAAAAUGCUUUUUGAUAACUGAGAAUCUUCAAUAAUCUUUUAACACCUUUAGUUUUCGCCUAUCUUGCAUAUAACUUUAUAAACAAUUUAAUUCGCAUGUAGCUUUUCCCAUGUCUCCUUGGUCUAGUGAUUUAUUCAGCGCUGCUUAUGAUCCGAACCAUUACUUUUGAUAUCAAACCAAACUUGUAUUUUAGGACAUUACUGCAAUUUAGAACAUCACUUUUAAUACUUGGUAAAAUGAAAUAGUGAUCAAUAUAUGAACUGCAUGUAUUAACCUUUGGCUUACUGGUGGCAAAUGAUUCUGCCUUUGCGACCAGUGCAGACAAAGAUCAGCCAGCACGUCUGUGCAGGCUGAUCAUUGUCGCAUUGUCCGCUAUUUAGUCAGUAAAUUUUCAAAGUGGUACUGCCCAAAUUGAAUGAUGGACCAGACCAUUUUAGAAAUUUAGCAGGGUAAAGAUUAAACAAUACGUUUUCAUUGUAAUAUCAGACAACUCUGGUAAUCUAAUACAUUGUUAUUGUAAUUUACGCUAUUGUUCGGUCCAAAAACAAAUCCAUCUUACUUAAUCAAUGUAAAUUUAUCAUAAAAGCAAAUAACAGAGAAUCAGCCAAAAUAAUUCUUGGAGAUAAUAGAAUAUAUUUAAAAAUCCGUUUCAUUGACUGUGUUUACUAUCACAAGGGUAAUAUUCCAUGUUAUUAAUUUAGACAGAAUAAAACCACAUGGAGGUAUAUAAAAUCAUGAAUAAUUAUUGUGAAAACAUUAAAUAUCAAAAUGUAAUAUAGCUUAAUUCUUCUGCUAAAAUGCGGCCGAUUUAAUAAUAUGUGACCAUAAAUUCUUACCAGAAUUAUUAUAUAUCUAACAAAUUAUGUACACAAGAUCAAACUUCUUUUUUGACAAAGUAAUAAGGAUUUGGCAUUUUUGUACUAUAUCAUUCAAAGGUACAAAAUGAAAAGAUAAAAGAUAGAACUGUACAAAAAAAAUAGAUAAAUAAAUUCCUUGUCCAAGUGUAUGAAUUUUUAUUUUCUGCAUUCUUUUUACUUUUUUCCAGUGAACAACAGACUCACAGUGAAACUGGAAAUAUGUGCCCUUUAAAAAUAUAUAUUUAUCAUACUCUCAAAUCCUGUUGCAGUAUUUGGAAACAAUAUAGAUCAGCCUUAGUCUUAUUCAGUAGGUAAACUAUAAGGAAGUAGAUUAUUUGUGUAAAUGUAGCGCCUGACAGCAUUUUACUUAUUCCACCAUUCAUUACAUUCUCCUACACACAUGUAAAAUAAAAUUCUUUUGGUGUAUUACACCUACAUGUAAUGUAUAAAUGAGUUUGGACAGAAAAAUAACUAAAAUUUAGUCCAACUUAAUUUUCCUUUCACUAAAUCAUUUGCAUGCAGUACAUGCAAUUAAUAUCAACAGUCACUGUAAUGUUUGUGGAAAACUUCAAAUCCAAGCAGGUACUAGCUAGAUACUUUGCCAGUGGACUAGCCUGUGACAUGCCAAAGAAGCAGCAGCUGUGAUUAAACAAAGUUAAAGAUUUCUCUAUGUUUUAUAAUUAAAUUUAAACAAUUUUAAACUACUGUCCAGCAACUAACUAAUUUCUAGCUGUAGAAAUCCUUUAUCUGCUUUCUCCUUUUCAACUAAUUUCUGUCCCCAUUAUUUUGCAUGUCAUGAUCUUUGUGAGUGUAAGAUUUCAUAGCUUCUCUUUUUAUGAUUUAUGAAAUAACAAUAAUUUAAUAUGUAAAAGGCCUUUAACUGCACAAAAAGUGUUUAACAAACUACUUAAAUUCUGUAUAUCAAAACUAUAUUGUUAGAAUGCAUGUAUAUUAGCAGCCUAAAUUCAUUUCCAAGUUCAACUUAUAGCUGUAACAGAGAUGUCUAGGUAAACUUAAAUCAUCAGACAUUUAGACUGAAAAAAGUAAACAUUUGUUAGAAUGAUUAUCAGAUAUUAGGUGUGAUACCAUAAUUUAAUUCACAUGGCAGUCAUUAAGAAGUACUAUUUUAUAUAUAUCUUUAAGCAGACAUAUAACAGCAAUUUUAAUUUUACAUCAUGAAUUGAAUUUAAAAAACACAAGCUUUGAUUUGCAGUUUGUGGUGGUUGGUGUUUAAAAUGUAAUAAUAGCCAUAGUUAUCAUGGUUAUGCUUAUGCAGUAUUUCUGGAGGCAGCAUUUGAGUUAAUAAAUAUUUUGCAUGAAUAAAGUAACCAUUUUAACAUCUAAAGGUCAUGCAUAUGGUCCUCUCUCAAAAUUUCCUGCAACAUCUAGCUCUUGACUAUGAUAUUUUUGAAAAAAAAAUUUAAAGUUGUGAAUAUAGCCAGUCUAUAUUAUCCUAGGUCCAACAUUACCAUCACUUCUCUGAGACAAAAUCAGAUUCUGUAAAAUAGACUGGCACUAAUUUUGUCACUUUUAUGGAAAACAAAAGAAAAUCACAAAAAUCUGAAAUUUUGUGACACAUUCUUUACUCAGUCUAGUGGCUAGCCUACCUCUAGGAAUACAGACACUAAAUAGAACAAGAGCUGUCAGUGGAAAAGGCGCUCGACUAUUCUCAGUGCUUGAUAGUAUAAUACAAGCUAUGAGUAAAACUAUAACAUUACAAUAAGCUUAUUCUUAGUCGAAAAGGGGCCAUAAUUCAGUCAAAAUGCUUGAUAGAGUCGCCUCCUCCUUUUUACAGACUGGGGUCAUGAUGGUAAACAAGUAUGCAAAAUAACAAAGCAAUAUCUCAAUGGACUUUGAAAAUAUUUGGGAUGGUACGCAAACUUUAACAUUUAUUCUAAGUAAAAAAGGGGCCAUAAUUCAGUCAAAAUGCUUGAUAGAGUUGCCUCCUCCUCUUUACAGACUGGGGUUAUAAUGGUAAACAAGUAUGCAAAAUAUGAAAGCAAUAUCUCAAUGGACGCCUGCUUUAAACAACCACUUAAUACUUACAAAUAGACAUCAGAAUAAAGAAUAAUAAAUAAAAAAUUUCAGUUGCAAUGGCUCAAUGGUUAUGUAAGGUGUUCCGUUAGGGCAAGCGCCUGCUCCCUGUGAGACAAAAUUGUACGAUGGCGAAGUAUGACAGUAUGAUGGUGAAGCGUGACAGUACGAUUGUUAAAUAUGACAGUACAAUGGCAAAGCACGGCAAUACAAUGACUAUGCAUGACAGUACGAUGGUGAAAUGCGACAGUACGAUGGUGAAGCGCGGCAGUACAAUGGUGACACUACAAUGGUGAAGCGCGACAGUGCGGUGGCGAAGCAUGACACUGAUGAUGAAGUGUGACGCAGUACGAUGGCAAAUCACAACAGUAUGACGGGCUGUCACCAUCGUACUGUUGCGCUUUGCCAUUAUACUGUCGUGUUAUCAUAAUCGUACUGUUGCGCUUUGCCAUUGUACUGUCACGCUUCGCUAUUUUCCGUCGUACCUUCUCGCUUCAUGCUCAUUGGGAGUAGGUGCUGGCCCUAAUGGAACACCAUGGUUUUGUGUUUCUCUGUUGUGUUAUACCAAAGAUGUUGGAAAGGUACUGGUAAAUCCCUUGCUUGACACUCAAUAUUUAACUUGAGGGGUUGUUUCAGAUGAUAUAAUAAGCUUUUGGUCACACUCAUGUUAUAGUUUAUCAUAAUUAUGCUACUUCUGAUAAUUAUAAAUUGAGUUUAUUUUGCAUAGUAUCAUAAAUGUUAAUCAUAUAGUGUACCUGUCCAUUUUUUAAAUAUACUGUAUCUAUUUUGGCAAUUCAAAGAGUUUUUGAUAUAAAUUUAAAUAAAAACUAUAGGUACAUGCUCAAAAUAUUUACUAUACCAAAAUUAUUGGCACUUUAAAUAUUUUAAUACUUCUAAAUGUUUGUAUUUAAAUGCAAUAAGUAACAAUUUUUAUUACCUCCCUUUAUAAAUACAGCACACGAAUCAAGCAUGUUUCUUACUUUAAAUAUAUGUUUUUCAUUAGUAUUAACAGUUUAUGCAAGAGAAAUAAAGGUACAUAGUACACAUCUAGGUUAGUUUUAUACAGAAUAAAGAACAUUUUAGAUGAUGGGCAAUUGCACAGGAUCAACUUUUUUUCGUUACUCUUGUCAGGGCCUUAUUCACUUUUUUUUAUUAGCUCGACUAUUCGAAGAAUAGGGGAGCUAUCCUACUCGCCUCGGCGUUAGCGUUAGCGUGAGCGUGAGCGUCACGCAAAUGUUAAAGUUUGCGUACCACCCCAAAUAUUUUCAAAGUCCAUUGAGAUAUUGCUUUUAUAUUUUGCAUACUUGUUUACCAUCAUGACCCCAGUCUGUAAAAAGGAGGAGGCAACUCUAUCAAGCAUUUUGACUGAAUUAUGGCCCCUUUCGACUUCGAAUAAAUGUUAAAAUUUGCGUACCACCCCAAAUAUUUUCAAAGUCCAUUGAGAUAUUGCUUUCAUAUUUUGCAUACUUGCUUACCAUCAUGACCCCAGUCUGUAAAAAGGAGGAGGCAACUCUAUCAAGCAUUUUGACUGAAUUAUGGCCCCUUUUCGACUUAGAAGAAAUGUUAAAGUUUGCGUACCACCUCAAAUAUUUUCAAAGUCCAUUGAGAUAUUGCUUUCAUAUUUUGCAUACUUGUUUACCAUCAUGACCCCAGUCUGUAAAAAGGAGGAGCCAAAUAUAUCAAGCAUUUUGACUGAAUUAUGGUCCCUUUUCGACUUAGAAUAAAUGUUAAAGUUUGCGUACCACCCCAAAUAUUUUCAAAGUCCAUUGAGAUAUUGCUUUCAUAUUUUGCAUACUUGCUUACCAUCAUGACCCCAGUCUGUAAAAAGGAGGAGGCAACUGUAUCAACCAUUUUGACUGAAUUAUGGCCCCUUUUCGACUUAGAAGAAAUGUUAAAGUUUGCGUACCACCCCAAAUAUUUUCAAAGUCCAUUGAGAUAUUGCUUUGAUAUUUUGCUUACUUGUUUACCAUCAUGACCCCAGUCUGUAAAAAGGAGGAGGCAACUCUAUCAAGCAUUUUGACUGAAUUAUGGCCCCUUUUUAACUUAGAAUAAAUGUUAAAGUUUGUAUACCACCCCAAAUAUUUUCAAAGUCCAUUGAGGUAUUGCUUUCAUAUUUUGCAUACUUGCUUACCAUCAUGACCCCAGUCUGUAGAAAGGAGGAGGCAACUCUAUCAAGCAAUUUGACUGAAUUAUGGCCCCUUUUUUACUUAGAAUAUGCUUAUUGUAAUGUUAAGGUUUUACUCGUUGUUUAUAUUAUACUAUCAAGCACUGAGAAUAGUCGAGCGCGCUGUCCAUUGACAGCUCUUGUUUUGAUAUGUUGUAAGCAGAAAAAAAUCGAAAUAAUUUAGUAAAUAAGAAAAGUAUGCACUUGAACUUCAUAGAGAUUUCUAUAAAAAAAUUAAGACAGUUGACUGUUAGGCACUGUGUAUUUGCCUAUCGAUUUUCCUUUGUCAUAUUCUCAUUGUUGUAAGCAACUUCAAAAUUUGUUGUAUUUUUUGAGGUUGUGCUUACGAUUGCAAAUAUAUAAAAAGGAAGUGGAUAUCAACAUGUAUUUCUGAACUAAUGAGAAAGGGUAUCUCCUGCUUUUCUCUUAUUCUGCAUUACUGGCUUUUCCAAUAAACUAUUUGGCAUUUCAACCAUAUUCAGCAAGAAGGUCAGGAAGUAUAACGAUGAAAAAUUUGUUUAUUGUUUUAUAAAUGCUAUACCCGUAUUAAACCUUUUCUUAUCU
Mercenaria mercenaria is the source of this 9163-nucleotide messenger RNA. RefSeq names its product glucose dehydrogenase [FAD, quinone]-like. Gene Ontology annotation, molecular function: flavin adenine dinucleotide binding; oxidoreductase activity, acting on CH-OH group of donors. The record is from RefSeq and is a predicted model, not a curated record. Lineage: Eukaryota; Metazoa; Mollusca; Bivalvia; Venerida; Veneridae. Bases 312 to 2132 code for a protein of 606 amino acids. The transcript is spliced from 2 exons.